CCAUUGCUUUGCCAUCUUCUCUUCUCAACUCAUAACUGUGUCUCUCUUUCCACUGGAAUAUUUGGCUUGAUCCAAUGGCGAUUCAUCAUCUCCAUCAGGUUGUCACAGCUCUUCUCCUGCUUGCUUUGGUUUUUGCAAGGGUUGAGUUCUCGGCAUGCCAUGUCUUGAAAGGCUCUGUCACCUGCCUUGACUGCAACUCCCUCUCCGAUCUUUCUGACAUCAAGGUUCUAGUGAAGUGCAGCCAAGUGAAAAAGCUGGCUGUGGCAACCACAACAGAAGAUGGAGCCUUCGAGACCGAGCUUCCCUCGGACACUGCUACAGCAACUUCUCCUCCUCUCAAUUGCCAAACCAAAAUCCUCGGUGGUCCAACCCAGCUCUACGCCUCAAGAAAAAACAUGGUCUCCGAAACUGCGAAAGCCCACGACUCUGCAGAUUCCUACACCAUCUCCGCUCCUCUGAGUUUCUACACAUCGUGCCCCGUGUCAGGUCAGAAGGAGGACGCGAAGUGUGGGGCCCACAACGCGGACCUCGGCUCGUCCAAGACCGUCGACCUGCCUCUGCCGCGGGAGUGGGGCCUGGCCCCGUCGAGCUUCUAUGUUCCGUUUAUGCCCAUCAUCGGAAUACCUUAGUUAAUUAAGUACUGCAUGUUGUUGCUAAGUUUAGUGGCAUGUUGCGAUGGGGGUUUGUUAAGUAAGUAAGUAAGUUGUGUGCUGAGUGCCAGGAAGAGAAGAUGAUGUUUAGUCUUGCUCUUAUAUAUACUAUGUAUAUGGUUUUGUUUGUAGGUUUGUUGUGUGGAACUGGGUUAUUUUCCUUUAUAUAUAUAUAUGCUACGUCGUACCUUGGUUUGUUAUGGUAA
This is a messenger RNA of Rhododendron vialii, 856 nucleotides long. RefSeq lists its product as uncharacterized. The transcript is spliced from 2 exons. The record is from RefSeq and is a predicted model, not a curated record. Bases 75 to 629 code for a protein of 184 amino acids. NCBI's taxonomy places the organism in Eukaryota, Viridiplantae, Streptophyta, Magnoliopsida, Ericales, Ericaceae.